CAACCGAAAAUGACCUUUCCGUUUCUUCUUGUUCUUCGUCCUGAGCAGAGGAGAAGCCACGCUCUUCAGCCAACCAACCUCUCUGCCAGUGCCAGGUGACAUUUGUCAAUUUUCUUGGUUCUUUCUUGAUUGCUUGGUUGUUCCAACUCUUAAUACUGAGUUUGAAUCUUUCCCCACAAAUGUUGUUUAGUUUCAAUUCAAAAUUUUAGAAAAUUGUUUGGGUUUAAUGCAUGCAUUCAUGGCAUUGAUAUUGAAGCUACUAGGAAGAAGAGCUAACUUCAGAAGACACCCAAUAGCCUUUACUGUUAUUGAUGCAUUUUUUUCAUCAUGGUCAUCAAGGAACCCUAAACCCACUUCUUAUUCAAACCCUAAUUUGUGUGCCCAAUGUGUGGAAACCAAUCAAUUUGAUGAUAGUGAACAUGGGUUUGAGAGAGUCAAGGAAACGGGAGUUAAGAAAUCUAGUGCUGACUGUAGAGAAAAUUAUUAUUUUGAUGAUUCAAAUGAUGAGUCUGAAGGAGUAGAGGGUGAGAGUGAUAGCGAUGAUGAUCUUAGGGUUCUGAACAUGGUCAAUACAAAGCAGCUGCAAAAAGGGGAAGAUUUUAUGAGAGUUGAAGGGGAUGAAGAUGAAUUAAGACACCCUCUAGUGAAAGAAGUUUGUAGGGUAAUUGAUCUUGGGUCAUCUUGGACUCCCAAGCUUGAAGGGGAGUUGAGGCACUUACUUAGAAGCCUCAAACCUCAGCAAGUUUGUGCUGUGUUGAGCUCUCAAGUUGAUGAACGGGUGGCUUUGAAAUUUUUCUAUUGGGCUGAUCGGCAGUGGCGGUACCGUCAUGACCAAAUUGUAUACUAUGCAAUGCUCAAUGUUCUCAGUAAGACUAAGUUGUGUCAGGGUGCUCGAAGGGUCCUUCGUCUCAUGCUCAGAAGGGGAAUUCAAUGUUGGCCCGAAGCUUUUGGUUGUGUGAUGAUUUCAUAUAGCCGAGCCGGUAAUAUCAAGAAAGCAAUGCGAGUCCUGUAUCUGAUGCAAAAGGCAGGAGUUGAACCCAAUUUGUCCAUAUGCAACACAACCAUUCAUAUUUUGGUAAAGGGGAACGGGUUGGAAAAGGCGCUGAGGUUCUUAAAUAGGAUGCAAAUUGUAGGGAUUGAACCUAAUGCUGUCACUUAUAAUUGCUUGAUCAAAGGGUAUUGUGAUACUCAUCAGAUCGAAGAUGCAUUACAGUUGAUCGCCAAAAUGCCAUUUAACGGUUGUUUACCAGAUAAAGUUAGUUAUUAUACAGUGAUGGGUUUUCUCUGCAAGGAGAAAAGGAUCAAAGAAGUGAGGGAGUUGAUGGAGAAGAUGUUGAAAGUUAGCAAACUAUUGCCAGACCAGGUUACUUACAAUACACUUAUCCAUAUGCUAUCCAAGCAUGGUCAUGGUGAUGAGGCACUUGAAUUUUUGAGGGAAGCAGAAGAGAGAGGAUUCUUGGUCGAUAAGGUUGGGUAUAGUGCAAUAAUUCACUCAUUCUGUCAAGAGGGAAGGAUAGAUAUGGCAAAAGAACUUGUAAGCGAAAUGUUCUCAAAGGGCUGCAACCCUGAUGUAGUGACUUUCACUACUGUUAUCAAUGGGUUUUGUCGCAUAGGAGAUGUGGAUGAAGCCAGAAAGUUGCUCCAGCAGAUGGAAAAGCAUGGUUGCAAACCAAACACUGUAUCAUAUACUGCCUUUUUAAAUGGGCUUUGUAGAAAUGGGAAAUCGGCAGAGGCGAGAGAAAUGAUGACCUCUAGUGAGGAAGAAUGGUGGACCCCAAAUGCCAUAACAUACAGCGUUGUCAUGCAUGGGCUUCGUAGGGAUGGUAAAUUAUCCGAGGCCUGUGAUUUAGUCAAAGAAAUGGUCAGCAUGGGCUUGUUUCCAACUCCAGUCGAAAUUAACUUACUGAUUCAGUCUCUUUGUCGAGAGGGUAGAGUAAAUGAUGCUAAGAAGUUCAUGGAGGGGUGUCUGCAUAAGGGGUGUGCAGUGACUGUGGUGAACUUUACCACUGUAAUUCAUGGGUUUUGUCAGAAAGAUGACUUGGAUGCUGCUCUCUCAUUGCUUGAUGACAUGUAUUUGAGUAACAAACACCCCGACACAUUCACGUAUACGACAGUUAUUAACGCAUUAGGAAGGAAAGGUAGAAUAGAAGAGGCAAUUGAACUGACCAAGAAAAUGCUUCAAAAGGGUUUAGUUCCUAGCCCUGUUACAUACCGGACAAUCAUCCACAGGUUCUGUGAGCAGGGUAGGGUGGAAGAUUUGUUGAAAUUAUUGGAGAAGAUGCUUUCAAGACAAGAGUGCCGAACAGCGUAUAAUCAGGUUAUAGAAAAGCUUUGUAGUUUUGGAAACCUUAAUGAGGCUUACAAACUCUUGGGGAAGAUUUUGAGGACAGCUUCAAGAAUAGAUGCCAUUACUUGCCACAUGCUCAUGGAGAGUUAUUUAGGUAAAGGGAUUCCUCUGUUGUCAUAUAAAGUAGCAUGUCGAAUGUUUAAUCGGAAUCUGAUCCCGGAUUUGAAGUUAUGUGAGAAGGUGAGCAAGAGGUUGAUGCUAGAGGGGAAAGCAGAUGAAGCAGAUAAGCUGAUGCUACGGUUUGUAGAACGGGGAUGCAUUUUACCUCAGCACCCACAAAAUGUGCAAAGCUAGGCUGCAUUCUUCUCAAUUGAAUUGUGAUAGCCAUGGUUUUGUUUUCAAUUCGUUGUACUCUGGUGAUGGAGCUAUAUCUUGAGUUUCAAUCAUGUCAAGGUGAGCAAGAGAUUGAUGUAGGAGAAGGAAUCCAAAUGAACCCAAUCCAAUUUGAAAGGUCUGGACACCCACUAAGUUUAGGCUUGCUUGUGAUGCUGCAAGGACUUCCCCUCUGGAAAUAUAGGCUCUUGAACUGGAUUUCUUUACCAAGUUCCCUCUUGGCUGACAUGCUGCUUGGAAUCAGCACGAACAGGGGAUUAUGCAUUCUAUUGGAUGCAUUUUACCUCAAUUUGAACUGUAUUUGUUGAGCACCUUGGAAUGUUUUUUUGAGCUGCAGUGAGAUAACCAGGGUCUUGCCUAUCCAUCGAGUGCCCUGCUGCUAGAAUUGUGUGUUAUAGAGCUUCAAUCAUGGUGAGCCGGUGCGUGAUCAGGGCCAGAGUUGACAGCCCACGUUUCAGUUUUGUCUGCCAACUCUUGCGCCUCCCGAGGAGGUUCCUGUUGAAAUCAGGAUGGUUGCAGGACAGUAAUGCAGUACUUUCGCAUUUUAACGAGUACUCAGAGCAUUGCUUUGUAGAGGUUUCCACUGAUUUCUCUAGAAAUGCACGUCUCUUAAGGUCUAUGAAGUCAGACCUCGAUUACAUAUUUCAAAAGUUGAGAAAAUGCUCUGCUUAAAUCGAAGUGGAAGAAUUACAGCCCAGGAUGCGCUCAAGCAUUCGUACUUCAGAAAUGUUGCAGCUGGUCGUUGAUAGCCAUCCCUCAUCCUAUCUGCUUGCUGGAAUGGACUGAAACAGUACAAUGUGAAUGCACCUUGCUACUAUCAGGUAGAUGGAUAAGGUGAUGGCGGUUUCAUUUGCAAGACAAUCAAGAACUUUGUGGAUUACAUACAUGGUGGUCGUCUUUUGAAUUUAUUAACUUUUGUGUUUGAAAAAUGACACAUGGAUUUGUAAAUUGUUGGUGGAUUAUUUUUGGUGGUUAAUUUUGAAUUUGUUGUGGUUGUUUUGAAAAA
Camellia sinensis is the source of this 3686-nucleotide messenger RNA. The record is from RefSeq and is a predicted model, not a curated record. NCBI's taxonomy places the organism in Eukaryota, Viridiplantae, Streptophyta, Magnoliopsida, Ericales, Theaceae.